AUGUCUGACCUCGAACCUGCCACCAAGAUCGACCCCAAUGUGUGGUACCAACUAACAGAGGCAGCGGUGGACGACUAUGAGGGUGAUUUCGUUAGCAGCCUGCAACCUGUCGCUCAAGAUGACGAUCUGCACGUCUGGCCCGCCAAAGGUAUCAACGCGUUCUGGCAAUUUCAACCUAUAGGUGACAAGCCCGGCCGUUACGCGAUUCGAUGCUCCAAAACCACGACCCAGAAGCAACUCUCUGUAUGCUACCGCCCAGACGUCAAGGUCGAAAAUAGACGCACUCAUGCUUGUCUUUUGGAUAGCGAUGGCACUGAUGCACAGCAUUGGGAUGUUGCCUCGUGGGGUGCCAAUGAUACAUACAGAUUGAUCAACGUCAAGAACGGCACCGAUUACUAUCUCGACUGUGUUCCCAAUGGUCCUGUCUUCCUGAGUCCCAACCACGAGGGGUAUCAGAGCAGGCAACAUUGGCUUAUGACGAGUGUGAAGGAUGUAGAUGAUGCUGCAUACAGCACCGUCUUUUCUGAAGAUUCUUCGUCAACAUCACACCCCAUGACGACAUCAGCAUCUACCUCCGAAUCCACGGCUUCUGAAUCUGAGACUUCUACUUCUGGAACUUCCGAGGCCGAAUCUUCAAGUGGUGAUUCCUCAAACAACAAGGGCCUGUCAUCUGGUGCCAUCGCCGGUAUCAGCAUCGGUGCUACUCUCGCGGUCGUUGCUAUUGCACUCCUAGCCUUCUUCCUGUGGCGUCGAAGGAAGCAGAACGCCCAAAACACCAAUUCUGUUGGCUCUUCAGAGUCCAACAAUGAGGGAAACGAUCUUCCGAUGCCUGUAUCUCCUGUGCCCGCAUACAACUCUACACGACCGAGCGAGAAGCUCGACAGCGAGCCCCCUUCGAUUCAAGAGAUGUUGCAUGAACAAGCUCCAGUAGAACUGUCGGCCGAGCAGCGACACGAAAUGGGUUAG
Molecule: messenger RNA, 966 nt
Organism: Fusarium falciforme
Lineage: Eukaryota; Fungi; Ascomycota; Sordariomycetes; Hypocreales; Nectriaceae
Exons: 3
Coding region: 1-966 (321 amino acids)
Source: RefSeq, a predicted model, not a curated record